Cajanus cajan (pigeon pea) is the source of this 1666-nucleotide messenger RNA. RefSeq names its product amino acid permease 6. Lineage: Eukaryota; Viridiplantae; Streptophyta; Magnoliopsida; Fabales; Fabaceae. The record is from RefSeq and is a predicted model, not a curated record.
AAUACCAAAUUGGGUUGGGUUUCCUUGUUCAUUCAUGAGUGUUACAUUAUAAGAUAAGGCAAAGGUUGUGGUAUAAGCAAAUAACUUAGGAAAAGUAGCGAGAAUUUUAAGGUGACAGAAGAAACGGCCAUGGAAUUUCAAGGUGCCAGAAACUUUUCCAUAGAGUCUCCAGGAAAUGAUGUGUUUAGCUCUAAAUAUGAUGAUGAUGGUCACGUGAAACGAACAGGAACAUGGGUAACCGCGAGUGCGCACAUAGUGACGGCUGUUAUUGGGUCUGGGGUGCUUUCGCUCGCAUGGGCCGUUGCUCAGUUGGGCUGGAUUGUAGGGCCCACAAUUCUGACAGUGUUCUCAGCCAUUACUCUCGUCACCUCCUUUAUGCUCAGCGAUUGCUAUAGGUACCCUGACCCUGUUCAUGGAUCCAGAAACCCCCGCUAUAUGGAGAUGGUCAAAAAUGUUUUAGGAGGAAUUCAAUGCCAGCUUUGUGGAUGGGCUCAGUACAUAAUUCUUUUUGGAACAAGCAUUGGAUACACCAUCACUGCAUCCAUUAGCAUGGUAGCCAUCAAAAGAUCGAAUUGCUUUCACAAACAUGGGCACGAAGCCAAGUGUCAUGCAGCAAAUUACCCAUUUAUGAUAAUCUUUGCAGUUGUUGAGAUUUUGAUAAGCCAAAUCCCUGAUUUCCAUGAACUUUCCGGCCUCUCUAUUCUUGCUGCCAUCAUGUCUUUCGGUUAUGCUACCAUUGGCGUUGGUCUAUCCAUUGCUAAAAUUGCAGAGGGAGGAAACCAUGCGACAAGUCUUACAGGGGUGAUCGUUGGAGAAGACGUGACAAGCCAGCAGAAGCUAUGGAACACUUUCCAAGCCAUUGGAAACAUAGCUUUUGCAUAUGGCUUCAGUAUGGUAAUCGUUGAGAUACAGGACACAUUAAAAUCAAGCCCUCCAGAAAAUCAAGCCAUGAAGAAGGCAACCGCCACUGGAAUCUCAAUCACCACAUUGUUCUAUAUGUUAUGUGGCCUUCUAGGCUAUGAAGCAUUUGGGAACAAGGCACCCGGAAACUUCUUAACAGGAUUUGGUUUUUAUGAACCAUAUUGGCUUGUUGACAUUGGCAAUGUCUUCAUAGUUAUUCAUUUAGUUGGCGCCUACCAGGUAUUUUCACAGCCAAUUUUUACGCUUGUGGAAGGUUGGUGUGCGAAGCGUUGGCCUGAAAGCAACUUCAUGGCAAAAGAAUAUCAUGUGAGGAUUCCAUUGGUUGGCACAUACAGAGUGAAUGCGUUCAGGGUGAUAUGGAGGACACUGUAUGUGAUACUCACCUCUGUCGUUGCUAUCCUAUUGCCCUUCUUCAACAGCAUUGUGGGUUUGCUUGGGGCUGUUUCCUUUUGGCCCUUGACAGUGUACUUUCCAACUGAGAUGUACCUAGUGCGGGCCAAAGUGCCCAAGUUUUCUGUCAUUUGGAUUGGGGUCAAAUUGCUUAGUGGCUUCUGUUUGAUUGUCACUCUUGUUGCUGCAGCUGGAUCAAUUGAAGGAAUCAUUACAGACCUUAAAACCUAUGACCCCUUCAACUAAAUCCUAUGUAUGUGUCGUUAAUUAGCUCUUGGGAUGGACAAUUGUUUUAUAAUGACGAUAAUCAUGCUUUAAAUUAGCUAUCCAUGUAAACUAUCUAAAGUCUAAAGCC